AUGUCCCAAGAAUCCCGGCUCAGCAGCCACCGACCCGGUCUCAGGUGGAAAGCUCUGGGAGAGAUGAAGACGUCGGCGCUGCGCGGCGGGCAACCGCUCGUCAGUGUUCGCCGCGGGCCGGGAGCGGGCGGGCACAGGGGAGAGAACCAGGAGAGGAAGAAGUCUCUUCCGGUUUCGCCCGGUCCUCCAGAAUCGCUCGCCUCCGACGGCUGUCCCACGCGCGACGACAGCGGCAACGCCCUCGUGAUGUCGGUUUCCGUGACUGUAGUGGAACCCUGCUUGGAGGCUCCAGUCCCGGGGCUGGAUCCGGCCGUGGCGCCUUUCUCAGGUCGUCGAAUCUGGCGAGUUCCAGUGCUUCGUAUCUACGGAGUUGUCAAUGAAAACCCCCUCACAUCUGUUGCCGCGACGGCCCUGUCCCCUGCGCCCACGGCGGGUUCGCCGCCCUCCGAGUUGCAUUUGUCUUCCAUCUCUUCGUCUUCUGUUUCGUCGACUUCCGCUCGCUGUCCACGUGGCGACGGGCGUUUCUUGGGGCGCAUGUGCUGCGUCACAGUGCACAAUGUGUUUCCCUACUUUUUCAUUCCUCUGCCUCGAGAAGCUCACGAGAGGCCAGAGGUUUGGCUCCAGUGGUUCUCUGCCAAACUUCGCGCGUGCGAGGAGAAACUGACGGCGCACAGAGGCCAGGCGACCUCUCGCCAGCCUGGCCAAGGUCCGUCCGCGGCUUCGGGCUCGCCUCUGCUGUUUGCCUUGCGUCUCGUCAAGAAGCGGGCCUUCUACGGGUAUGACCACGCGCCGCGCCUUUUCGUCAAGAUUUCCACUCUUCAUCCAGGGAGCAAAACUGUGCAGCUGGCUGCGCUGCUUCUCCAAGGGCGCGUCACCGGCAGCCCACUCCAACCCUUUGAAAUCCACAUCCCCUUUGUCAGUCACUUCCUCGCCGACUUCCACCUUCGAGGCAUGGACCUCCUCACGUUCGUCGCUCCCUCGUUCGUACAGCCCCUCUUCCUCGCUCCUCCGCUUCUUCUCGCCGGGUCGGCGCGUCGCCCCACGGACGCUCCAGAAUGCCCGCUGACAACGGCGCGCGCUCGCGAAGGAGACCAGGCCCGAGGCGGGGCCGCCGCCGAGAAAGGCUGGCGUGCUGAGAAGACGGGGCGAAUCGGUGCCCGCGAGCAAGCGCGCUCUCGCUCCCCGUGGGAACUAGCGCAGGAUCGACGAGAGACGCACAGUGUUACACAAGCGCAACGGCCUCAAGGCAGCGACUUCAUGCACCGUCCUGCCGCUGUACCCGGGGGCGUUUUUCUCAGCCAGUCGUGGGCGCAGCUGUGGAGGCGCUUACGGAACCCGAAGGCCUCUCAGCAGUGUGGUGACGAGGGAAACCUGCGCGUCGCCUUUCCAAAUGCAGAAAACACGUCGCGGGCUUCCUCGUUGGGUUUGCCGUCGCCUCGUCCACCCUUCGCGCGUCCGCAGUCCCCAUCCAGAGCCUGUGGACCUCCGGCCAGUUCGCCUGCUAUGGCGACCGGGGAAGAGCCGCCCCCUCGCGGCACGCGAAGCUGCGUUCGUGUCUUGCCAUCCCGCGUUCCGCGCCGCACAAAGUGUGAAUUGGAAUGCCAUGUGAUGUCGAGACACAUUCUGAAUCCGUUCUUCAUCUCCGCGUCCGAGGCAGGGACCGACCGCUCCGCACCCGUCGCCUCCCAGUCGGAUGAGAAAACCAAGGCCUCCACAGGAGGGGGCUGGGAGCGUACAUCGUCGUUCGCAGCAGAUCUGCUCCUGCGCUCCGUGCUCGACUUCUGGAGAGAAGAAGCCGCUCGCUGCGCAGGUCUGGGCAUCCCCUUCCCCUUUGACAGUCCCAACGCAGCUCUCCCCGCACCCCCGACCCUUCCCUCUGCCGCCGCGGCCGUCCUCGCCCAAAGAGACGAGACACCUGCGCGCGGCGCAGUGCCGGAAAUCUUCAAGCGACGGCUCGCUCAGCUCCUCGACAAAACCGGCGCUCUGAGGGACGUCUCGGCAAUUCGGGCCGACCUGCGCGGCAACGGUUCGCCGAGGGGCGGGCUGGACCGGGACCGCGGUCCUCAGCGCAGCGCGACGGGCUCUGGCGACAGUUUGGACCGGGUGGAAGAGCUCCCGGAGCUUUUGGGCGAGAUAGGGCGUCUUCCAGCAGAAGCGGGACGGUCGCAGGGAGGACGCGAGAGACAGGGAGAAAGGCAGACCCUAACAGCUGCAUCCCCCCAAGAUCGAGGGGGGACAUGCGAACAGGGUGUGCAGAGACCACAAACGGCGGCAACAGUUCCUGCCUCUGAGGCAACACGGGAUGCGGUCAGUGCGAGGGAGAAGGCCCAGGCAGGGGGCGAAGGACCGUCUGUGCAUGGCGAUGCAGACAGACAGGCGUGGAGCGAGAACCAGGGUUGCGCGGCGACACAUGGGUCUGUCUCCUCGGGGCCAGCUUCACGAGUUGAACAAUACGCGAAGCGUCUGCGUGUCACCCCACCUCCAGAGGCCACGGGCGACGGCUCCACCGCAGACCGUCGGACCGGUUCUUGGUUCUCGUCUCUCUUCCUGUCGCUUCCACCGCACGCAGCCGAGGACAUGCGACGCCCCUGCUCCGCCUCCCAGUCUUCCUCCACGUCUUCGUGUCCCCCGCUGUCCCCCGCGAACGCCUCUGGGUUCUUCAUCGACUCCGCUUCGCUUUCCGCGACGUCGCAGCUGUCCUCGCUCAGCGCGUCUCAAGACCCGCUCGUUCCCGACGCCCGCGAAGGCUUCCAGUCCCCAUCCUCAGCUGCCUGCCCGCUCCCCGGCGGGCCCUCCGAGCCUUCGUGGCAUUGUCACCACGCUCCUGCCUCUGCGGGCGAGGCCACAGAGAAGCUCGGAGGUCGAGCGUCGGCACACCCGGGAGGCGUCCCUGUCGUCGCGCCGCCGAACGCGGCAACGGGGUUUGCCGCGUAUCAGUCUCUAGCUGUUUUCUCUCAACAGCUCGCUUGUGAAAAGCGCCUCCCCAGAGAAGCACGCGGGUCGGGAGACACGCUGGAAGCGCUCGCUUUACCGGGGUUGGCACCUUCAUGCUUAGCGACUCGACUGGAAGGACCAACUUCGAGGCAUGUUCGCACCGAUUUUUUGUCCGAUCAUUUCAUCAGAACGGAGGCACGACCUGAACGCGCUCCACUUGCUGCUGCCCAGUCUUCGGUCUUGCCGUCGCCCAAUUCUCUUUCAGAUGACUGGAGAGACGGCGAGGCUGCUCACGGCGCCGUCGCACGGGUUUCGCCUCCAGCCCCCGACCCCAACCGGCACGGGGAUUUGCCGGUAGAAGCGCGUUUGCCUUCGCAGCACGCGCCUCUCCAGAGUUCCUAUUCCUCGCCUCAGAGUGAGAGCCCAAGCAGGUGGACAGGUCCGUUCGGCCGCUGGAAGGAGCCCGAGAGUGGCGCCUCGAGGGUGGAGCGCUCGGAGGCGGAGGUGGUUCUGGAGCAAACCGCCGACGGCCCUCCCGCAUCAAUCCUGGAGCCGUCUGCGCCUGAACUCAGCGAGGCACAGGACGGAGAGUUCGUGGAAGUCGCGGAAGACUGGCGAGAUCCAGACGAGGAACAUGCAGCGAGCAAAGUACAGGCGUGCAGCGGGAGAGAAGCAGCAGACGCGGGCCCGACCGUGCGAGACGGCAGCGCCACUGUGGAAGCGGCGGUUGACGGAAAAGACGCAGCGGACGGGGACAGAGAAUUCCCCACCGCGGGUUCGCCCGACGACGACGUGUACGAGGAACCCCUCUUCGACCUCGAGGAAGAGGUGGACUCGUUCUUGUCUGCCGCAGAAAGGGACAGGCGACCAAGGCCUCGCAGGCGUCGCGGCGCGGCUCCAGAGCCUGACGAGCUUUUUGCACUGCAGGUGUGCAGUCCAUCUCAGUCGAGUUCAUCGGGGACUAGCAGUGCAGAGGACGAACGCCGCGCUCGGCAGAGAAGAAAAGGACUGCGAAGUGCACAGGGGCGGCGACGCGCACCGACGCUCGACAGCAGCAGCUGCUCGCCUACGGUCGACUAUGACUCGGGGGAAGGAAGCAGCGGCGAUAGCCUUUCGAGUGAACCGAGCGGCGCCCCGGAGGCGGGAAAUGACUCCUCGAGGAAGCCGCCACCAGAAGAGGAAAAGGCGAAAGGGGAAAUGCGUGCACAGCCUCAGUUAGAGGGGGCCACGCGCCCAGUCGACGCGCUCGCCAAUCAGUCGAGAUCAGCGAGCAUGACGCCAGACGAUGUUUCGGCGUCAGGUGUCCAGGGAGUUCGAGAGUCCUGCAAAUCGCGAGGCUCCGUCCCCCCUCAGUGCUUGUGUGUUCCUGCCGGUUCCGCCGCGGAGCCGGCGAAUCGCUCUACGAGCGCGGGCAUGCGUCAACAUGCCGAGAAUAUCUCGCUAGCCAGCCCGGAGAUUCCGGGCGGGGUCAAGACGCUAGCUGGGACCUCGACAGAUGCGCGGCAGUCGGCAGGAAACGGCGGAAGGGGGGAGAUGGGACACUGCCUCAAGGCGGCACCACGUGGGGACGGUUUGUCUCCGGUUCCAGGCGAGGAAGGUCUGGGAGGGGAGGAGCAAGGAUCGUCAUCCUCAUAUGCAGCCACUGUCGUUCUGUCCAGUGGUUCGGACGAGGCGUGCGGACGCACGGAACGGGCUUCCGGCGAAAACGCAGAAUCUAAAAGCCGACAAGAGAAUCUCCAACUAGCAGACGAGCAAGGAGACAAAGCGAAUGUACCGCCUGAGGCGGGCCACCUAGGACAGGACAACGACGAAUGGUGCGUGCCUCACGACCGAGUUUCUCAGACGGGGAAAGCCAAGAGCGAAGGCGCGGCGCACAACUCUCCCGAGACCCUGGCUCGACACCCCCGCGCCUCUCAGGUCCCCUGCGUGCUUUUGGCGCCUUCCAGUGAGCUGGAGGCUUCUCCGGCGGUUCCGUUGACCCACCGCGCAGCCCACGACGCUCCCCUGGUUGAGCACUGCUCGGUGUCGCAGCAGUCAGUGAAAGGCUGGCCGGACGAGCCCGCAGAGCUUCCUUUCUUUGGAGAUCCGCGGGAUUUGCCGCUGGGAGUCAUCCGCGCGGUGGACGCAACGCUGGGAGGGCGGUCUCUGCGCGAACAGGAGACAGUCCUCGGAGCUCGCCGCGCCGAAAGCAUCGCGGCAGCUGCUGCGGCGGAGACCCGCCUUCUGGCUGAGAGGCGCGCGGCGCUCGGCAAGCAGACGAGAAGGCGAAGAAGGAGGAAGAAUGCGCGACGGUCGCAAGUCCUGUCCUCUCAGCGCACUGCUUCUCAGUCGUCGCUCUAUGCUUCUCGAGGGUCGUCUCAGCAGGGUUCGCAGCGAUCGGAACGACUAGGUUUGCGUGCUGGAGCCGACUACCACCCGGAACAAGGCUCGCACCUCGAGCACCGCCAAAGCGCCGCCAUUUCCACAGAUGGUGCAAAGAGGCCAGCGCAGGCAAGAGAGGCCGGGAGCAGCAAAGGGCCGGGACAGAGCGAUCGCGUCGGGGACGCGGGCCGUGCUCACCCUUCGCUGGAACCUUUUUUUCCCGGAAAGAUCGGCCAACCCACGCUGGUAGUGGAGAUUUCAUCGUCAUCCGAAGAUGCCAGUGAGGGUGCCUCAGGCCGCUCGGCGAGUUUGUUGGUGACGGGGGAGGCGGACAAGGCGCUGGAAGAGCCGGCGUCGCCUGUUUCUUUCGUGCUCUGUCGUGGAGAAAGACGCGACGCGGCCCGCGGAGGGCUCGCGCCAUCACAAGAGCCUGGGGCGCCUGGCAUCGCCUUCUGGGGCUUCUACAGGCCGCCGCCCUCGACCCAAGAGGCGCUCGCGAGCUGUCCGCCCAGUGUGCAGAAGCGGCAUGAGAGACUGCUGCGGCGAGAGAUCCGCAGAGAGGCACGCCACCGACAGAGACACCCGAGCCGGUGCGGCGAGGCUGAGAGUGAGCGGCCAGGCAAGGGCGCGGCCGCGGCGGGGCGCGGACGACUCCGGGGACCUCGAGACGGUGGAGACGAGCCGGAACGCGACGUGAGACGAAGCGCUGAAUACGAUCAGCCUAGGAAUGAGACAAGGCGGAACGACCGCAGGUGUAGAAGAGCGGCGAUAGCGGCUCUGAGGUGGACCACCAGGAUGGAUAAUGUGGGGCGGAUCGUAAUGAUGCUGGUGCCAGCGACUCAGUCCGAGGGCGACGAAACAGCCUCGAGCCGACGAGAGAAAAGGAGUAGAAGUCGUAGGCGAAGCAUGACCCACAUGUCUGGACUCAGAGCGGAACCCGUUGCUUCAGAAGUGAAGCUGCACUCUGGGGCGCCUUCGUCCUCAUCCGCGUCGCCCGGCAGCGCCGCCGACGGCCCUCGCCGCGACGGAGUCGCGGCGAGGGCCUGCGGGAACUCUGCCGAAGAGGAGGCGACGCGAGAACGUCUUCCGGGUCGCGAGCUGGCGUGCGAGUCUUCAUGCAUGCACCCGGAGAGCUGCCCUCGCGAGACGGGCGAGCAGCAAAACCUACGCAGGCCAACUGACGUCUCUGAGGCGCAAGUCGACCCCGGUCGCUUGUCGCCCGCCCUGACGCCUAGCGGAGCAGAUGCGUUGACAGGAAACCCCAGCAACUCUGUGGAAGCUGGGGACAGAGAGAGCGUGGGCGGUCCGGAGCGGGACGAGGGCAACGAGGCGGAAGGCGCGUUUCCGCGCCAGAUUGGUGAAGGAGAUCCCCUUGCGGCGGGUGACAGUGUGUGUGGAGACAGGACCACUUCCGCGUGUGGCCGGGAACAACAUUUACUUUCUUCCCAGAGACAGCAACACGGUUUGCUGAGUCUGUCAGUUGGAAGCAUCGCGACGAGCCAUACGUUUUCGAGCACGUGCUCCAGCAGCGACAUCUCUUGGGCAGGGGCUGGAGAAGGCGAUGGGAGCGUUUCGCAACUCAGUGUCGCGGCGGCUGUAAAGGACGCGGCGAAGCAGGCUCGGCCGUUCCAAGGCUUCUCGGCAGACAGAAGAGACGAAGCAAUUCGUGGGAAAAGCGAGCUCGCCAGUUACGGCGCGUUGCUCGCCGUCGAAGUUCUCGCGGAACGGAGACUCAGCAGCCCCGAAGCGGUCGAUGCUGGAGCGCCUGACUCGCAGCACGACGCCAUCCUCGGUGUCGCUUUGGUGCUCAGAGAUGAGCGCCUCGCGCUGGCUUGUGGUCGCGCGCAGGCGAGUCGGGGGCAGCAGGCAGGUGCGCCCAGACGGGACGGAGAAAGACGGAAGACAGACGGCCAGGAAAGGGACGAAGCUGAGCCCAAGGCGGGGAAAGCAGACGGCCGAACGAGUGAGGAAAGGCACGGAGGCAGGCGAGAGGAGGAAGGCGUCUCUGGUGAGCCUCUCUCGCGCUCAGCUUCGGAGACGGAGAAGGGCACUGGCGGCACCAAGGCCUUUCUGUCCACGGCCCGAGGCGAGCGACGGGCCGAAGAAGCGGCGGACGGUCUUGCCUAUUUCGAUGCUUCGAUCAUCGUCUUCGUUGACCAAGUGUACAAGCCUCGCCUGCCAUUGAACUCACAGUUCUGUGCCUCUCCUCCGGCGUGCCCCACCGCUUCUGCUCCUUGGCCGUCGACAGCUCACCUCCUUUCCAGUUCGUCCUGCGCCUCGCCCUUCGUUCGCGCCCAGCGGUCGUUUGCCGACUUCGUCGCCGUAUGGCAGUCUCGCCAUCCGUUCACCAAGGCCGCGCAGCAGCAGCUGACGGCCUUUCUUCCUCCCGAGACAGAAUUGGUGGCGGUGGACAGCGAGCGAGCGCUCCUGCAUCGCGUUUGUCUUAUCUUUAGUGUGGCCGAUCCCUCAAUGGUUCUCCAGUGGGACGGUGGCAGCACGGGCCUUGGCUUUCUCCUGCGCAGAGCGCGUGUCCUCGGCGUUGGCUUGGAAGUAGCGAAAGCACUCGGAAGACGAGCAGAUCCUCGCCUUCUCUCCUGUCUCCAGUCUGUCCCGUUUCCGCCUCGGUCGCACACGACCACCUCUACGCCUGCGACGCCUGUCCCCCAGCAGUCUUCUCACUCUUCGUCUUCCUCCCCCACCCCAGCGGCAUCGGCCUCGCCCAGUCCGCCGUCUCGCUCGUCUCCUGCCCGUGACGCGCGACCGCCGGCGGCUCGCGAGUCCGGGCGCUCGAGUGGGGUCUCCGACGUGCUCCGCCAGGGCGGCGCGCUCUCGGGUCGGCUCCUCCUCGAGUGCUGGAGGCUGCUUCAGAGCGAAGUGAAGCUCCAGCAGUCAUCCCUGGAAGGCGUCACCACAGAGGUGCUCGGCAAGACGUUCGCGUCUGUGCCGCCGGCGAUCCUCGCGAAUCUCUGGAAGCAGGGCCAGGGCGCUUUGAGGCGAGCAGAGAGGCGCGACGAAGUCGAACUCAUGACAGCCUGGCGGGCGUGGCAGCAGCGUGUGCGGCGACACGAAGAGACAAACGGUCAGCCGACUGGCAGUGAGGAAGGCGCAGACAAGGGGGGUUCUGGUGCCCAGGGGGAGGCGCGCGUUUCACGGGGCGAAGCGCGGUCGGACCGAAACAGCUGGGCACUGGAAACGAAGCGAAGGGUAGAGGGCCAGCGGGUGGCCGAUGCCGGGGCGGAAGAGACGGGCGAUGGAGAGAAGGGAGCAGAGAAGGAAGGGACGGAGGGGCGCGGCGAUGCCCAGAGUACUCUGGUCGAGCAAGGUAGCCUCGCGUUGGAGGAAAUCUUUGAAGACGUAGAGCGGACGGCAGGCUGUCCGGUUGGGCGGCCUGGACGGCAACCGAGAGAAAAUGCCGCAGAGGUGGUGUGGGCCAUUUCAACUAUGGGUGCGGUCCUCAAGUACCUGCUGGGAAGGGUGCGUAUCACACUCGCACUGAUCGACAGCACAGAGUUGCUUCCUCGAACAGCUGAGCUGGCGAGGCUCUACGGCUGCGAUUUCUUCAGUGCCCUGACGCGAGGAAGCCAGUUCAAAGUGGAAAGCGUGAUGAUCCAGGCGACCAAGCGUCUCGACUACCUUUUCGUGUCGCCCUCUCAAAGUCAGGUGACAGAGCAGCCGGCGCCGCUGUGUAUUCCACUCGUCCUCGAACCAAAGAGUGGAUUUUACUGGAGCCCCGUGCUUGUUCUGGACUUCCGGUCUCUCUACCCCUCCAUUGUGAUUGCCAACAACAUCUGCUACUCGACGGCUAUGGGCUCGGUUGAAGUAGAUCCCACAGUGCAACCCGUGAAGACGCUGGGCGUGAUGGACUUCCACGCGCCGCCAGCGCUGUUUCAGCAGAUUUCAGGGGCCUACUACGAAGCUGCUUCCGCGGAGUUACGGAAGGCUGCGCCGCUGCGUGGCUGUCAAGAGGGGGACAACGAGAGACAGGCGGGACGCGUCGGCGAGCGCGGACACAGCCAAGCUUCCAGCGACGUUUGCACCAGCCAGGCGUGGGACGCAGACAGUGGCGGCAUUCGGCUUCUCCCCAGCGGUGCGAUGUUCGUGUCGCGGCGUGUGAGAAAGGGGAUUUUCCCGCAAGUCCUCAGCGAGAUUCUUCAGACGCGCAUCAUGGUUCAAAAAGCCAUCAAAAAGUACAAAGGGAAGGUCGACGAAGGCUUACUCCGGCUCCUGAACUACAGACAGUACGGCCUCAAGAUGAUAGCAAACGUCUCCUACGGCUACACCGCAGCGAGUUUCACAGGGCACAUGCCGUGCGCUGACAUUGCCGAUGCAAUUGUACAGACAGCCCGUACGACGCUCAUGCGCGCCAUCGAGCUCGUCCAUAGCACUCCGAGGUGGGGCGGAAGAGUUUUGUACGGAGACACGGAUAGUCUCUUUGUUCUGGUCCAGAACAAGUCCUUGGAAGCUGCCUUCGAGAUCGGCCGUGAAAUCGCGUACACUGUCACUCAGCAAAAUCCAGCGCCUGUUGAGCUGGAGCUCGAAAAAGGCAUUGAGGCGAUCCGGCGAGAUCAGUGUGGAUGUACGAGUUCGAUUUUGGAGUCCACUCUACAAACCUUCUUCGCCUCUCGCGACAUCUCGCAGGUCAAGGCUCAUCUCUACCGGCAGUGGACAAAGAUCCUGUCAAACCAAGUCCCCUUGAAGGAUUUUAUUUUUUACAAGAAAUGCAGGCUCGGGUCUUACAAAGCCGAGGUCGGCGCGUCGACCGCUGCGUCCCUGCCCCCACAAGCCAAAGUGGCGUAUGCGCGUUUGCAAGCCGUCGCGCGACCCUCUGUGGGUUUGCACGAUGUGGCCGGCGCGGGCGUGUCCGAAGCGGCUCUCGCCUUUCCGUCGGGGCCUUCGCGCGGCGAGCGAGUGGCGUUUGUAUACGCGGAUCUCGGCCUCGGCGGAGGCGAAGCAUUUCUGACAGGGAAGCAGACCGCGUUGCGGCUUCUUGAUUGCGCUGUCAGCCCUGAACAAGUCGAAGGGGGAGGAAGGGCUGAUAACCUGGUCAGCCUCUUUCUUUACGGCGCGCCUCAAAAGGUGCUGAGGCCGAUGCCACUCCAGCUUCCAGAGAGCUGGAGCGCUGGAUCGCAGACGCCCCAGCACGAAGGCGGUGGGGACUUGUCGAGUCAGCACGGCGCCUCUCUUGUGUGGCUUCGAUGUUGGGAAAACAUGCCCAGUCCAACGCUGUGGGGUGGCACAGAUGCGUUUUCCCCUGAAGGCGGGAGAAUGCAAGGUGCCUCCGCAGCCUUUCAGGCGCCUGCGGCUCGCCUCGGCGGGCGUCGUCCCGACAUGAGUGCGGUUGUCGCGUGCUUCUCCCGUUCUGCCUCUGUACCGGCGCAACACGGGCAAGAGCUCACCGGUUCUUUACCUUCUGUAUUGCAAAGACUUGGAGACGGUGGUUCGGAGCAACUGCUCCUGCCUAUCUAUUUGAAAUAUUACAUUGUACGGCAGAUCAUUCCUGCCCUCGACCGCCUCUUUGGUCUUCUUCCCGGUCAAACUUCUGUAGAUCUUCGCCAGUGGUUCGACAGCAUGCCGAAGCCGCAAAGAAGCCUGGCGACGAGACUGCGUCGUCGACUACAAACGGACCAGCAGAUAGUGAAGAAACUUAGACAGGGCAUGCUGAGGUUUGGGGCAGGACCACCGCUUCGGGAAAGGCGUCCUGAAAGCGGUCCAGUCCGAGCUCGAGACGGUCCGCCGCCGAGGCGAACGCCAGGAGCAGGUCAAAUGGCUGUUCUGCCGAAGGCUGGUGCGGUAUCGCCGGCGGCUCAGCCCCGGCAGAAACUGCUGCAGGCACUAAAAAUUUCUAACGGGGCCGGAGGAGGAAGCAAAGUACGCCUUCACCACUUUUUUGCAGCUUCGGCCUGCCUCUUCUGUGGAGCGAAGUGUUCUCUACUCCCGCCUGGCGCGGUCAGAGGGCUGACGGAGGCUAACUCCGGAGACAAGCAGAAUAAGAGGGGGAGUGCUGGAGGCCCCAAAGGAGGGGGUAGCACAGACAGGUGGUGGCGAAGGCGCACGGGAGGCACAAUUAAUUUUGAAGAGGAUGCCGAAGCCGAUAUCCGAGCGCAGCUUUUCAGGAAACUCGAGUGUCGUAACUUCACCAGUGACGAUGACGGGGAAGGCAACGAACAUGAAAAGAUAAUACUCGACCUUUCAUCGAGUUCUACAUUCUCGUCAUCGUCUCAUGGGUCCAUCUUCAGCCCCUUGUUUCAGCCCGUGUCACUCCAAGAGCAACGUCGGUACUGGCAGCCUCCCCCGGUGUGUGCAGCGUGUAGCGUGGAUGCCGAACGCCUUCUUGUGCUAGCAUAUUCGGAGCUGCGCGAGGAGGAAAAAAGGGUGAAAGAGGUCGAAGACAUUUGCGAGACAUGCGCAGGUAAGCUGGUCUGUAGGGUUGGCAGAAUUGUUAGCGAGCGUGUUAUGCUGGGUUGGUCCUUUCGCGCUGCACGUCUGUGGAGGCACUUUCCAGGAGUCUGUUAA
Molecule: messenger RNA, 11808 nt
Organism: Neospora caninum
Lineage: Eukaryota; Apicomplexa; Conoidasida; Eucoccidiorida; Sarcocystidae
Product: DNA polymerase, related
Exons: 11
Coding region: 1-11808 (3935 amino acids)
Biological process (GO): error-prone translesion synthesis; double-strand break repair via homologous recombination
Cellular component (GO): nucleus; zeta DNA polymerase complex
Molecular function (GO): DNA-directed DNA polymerase activity; DNA binding; nucleotide binding
Source: RefSeq, a predicted model, not a curated record